Molecule: messenger RNA, 1616 nt
Organism: Physella acuta
Lineage: Eukaryota; Metazoa; Mollusca; Gastropoda; Physidae
Product: N-alpha-acetyltransferase 40
Cellular component (GO): nucleus
Molecular function (GO): protein N-terminal-serine acetyltransferase activity; histone H2A acetyltransferase activity; histone H4 acetyltransferase activity
Source: RefSeq, a predicted model, not a curated record
GUACCUUUUGGUAACUACACUAACCAGUUGGAAAAAAAAAUUGUGUUACGGGAAGAAGCGCGCGGAUUCAUCGACUUUCUUGUUUAGAUUGACAGAAAAUGGGGAGAAAAUCUUCAACCAAAGCAAAAGAAAAGAAACUGAAAAAGAAAGAAGAAAAUGCUAAAUUAACUGCACUGUACGCCAAAGUUGAGGCUGCCAAUAAGCUUGAUGACCCUCUUGCAGCUUUCCCUGUAUUUAAGAAAUAUGAAAGAAAUGGGCUGAAUGUUACUUUUGAGACAAAGCGUGUUAAAGAUCUGGAUGAGAACACAGUAAAUUGGGCUUUUGAACUUACUAAAACAAACAUGAAAUCACUAUAUGAAAUGAGUGAGUGGGGUUGGAAAGACAGAGAAAAAUUGGAUGAAAUGACAGAGGAAAAAGCAUGGUAUCUGUUGGCAUAUGAUCAAGAUGGGAAACCUGUGGCUUUUAGCCAUUUCAGAUUUGAUAUGGAGCUUGACACAGAGGUUUUAUACUGCUAUGAAAUCCAACUUUGCCCUGAUGUUCGAAAGAAAGGAUUAGGAAAGUUUAUGAUGCAAAUUUUAGAACUGAUGGCCAACAAAUAUGAAAUGAAAAGUGUGAUGUUGACAGUUUUUAAACAUAACAAUGCUGCACAAGAAUUCUUUGUAAAUAAAUUAAAGUAUUCAGUGGAUGAGAUAUCACCUGAGCAAGGCAUUUACGAUGAAGAAGAUUACUCAUAUCAGAUUUUAAGCAAACUUACAAAAGCAGGAAGAGAGGCAGCUGCAAUGCAUGGCGCUUGUGCGAAAUCAUGCUGUUCUGCUAGUCAUUGAUCCUGCUGGACAACUCUGCACAGUCAUGCUUGUGUUGAUGAAUUAGAUAACUUGUCACCAACAGUUCUGCUGCUCAGCUCAAAUUAUAUCAUGCUGACAACCUGAUUUCAGAUGAAGUUUAACAAUGACCCUCAUGGGUUCAAAGUGUAUAGUAGUAUUUGUUUUAAUUUGAUAUCUGAUGAUGGUAAAACAUAAUGAAACUGGUAUAAGUGAGUUUUACUGAUUUUUUUUUUUUUUUUUGUUGGGUAAAAGCAUUGUGAUCUAGUGUACAAAAGAGAAAGAAUGAACUCAAAUGAAAUGAUAAAAUUUGUAAAAAUGCAGAAUGCAUGCUGCAAGAAUAUUAAACAGGUGUUAUGUUUUGCAAUCAUCAGCUUUUAGUUUUCCCCUUUUAACUAUAAAACAAAGGGCAGUUAUUUUGUGUUGUUCCCCAAAUACCAAUCUUUCUAUAGGGAAUUACCUGUUUUUAAAAAAGUGCAUUUAUGUCCAUUUGUUUGAUUAAAAAAUAACAGCAAAUGUACCAUAGACAGGAAAGCAAAUUUACAUUGUAAAAAUUGUGACAAUAUGGAAACAGAACUGAUGUUAGAUACUUUUAAACAUUUAUAAGUACCACUUUAUUACAAUUUUUCUAUAGCUUGUGAAUGUUGUAUAUUGCAUUUCUAAAUUUAAAAAUAAAUAUCUCUUAUGACAAUUUGUGUAGGAAUGUCAUUUGCUUGCUGUUGAAAUGUUUUGAGAUUGUGUAUAUUAUUGCUACUUUAAGAGCAUUUUUUUUUAAUAAAAUGUAUGAAAACAAAG